AAUUGAGCUAGCCUAAUAUUUUCCACUAUUGGGAUCAGGGAACAUGAUGUUAUCUCAGCCAAACUUUUAUGAGUGGGGCGACCAGAUCAAUGAGUGACUUGAUUAUUUAGCUCUUCUGAUGUGUCUUUGGACUUCAUUCAAUAGUUUAUUCCAGCAAAACAAGCUAUAUUUUCCUUUUGGUCGUACAAGAACUUUCUAAGGAUUUUUUUUAUUAUUAUUGUUUCUACUGACGUUUAGUGCUACCAAAAAGGCGUUGGGUCGUUUUUCUUUUUCGUUUUUUCCACCAUGGCUUUGAAUGUAGCUCCAGUAAGAGAUACAAAGUGGUUGACACUGGAAGUGUGCAGGCAGUUCCAGAGGGGGACAUGUUCAAGAUCUGAUGAGGAAUGCAAAUUUGCACAUCCACCCAAGAGUUGUCAGGUGGAAAACGGACGUGUUAUUGCCUGCUUUGAUUCCCUAAAGGGACGAUGUUCAAGGGAGAACUGCAAAUAUCUUCAUCCGCCAACACAUUUAAAAACCCAGCUAGAAAUAAAUGGCAGGAACAAUCUUAUCCAGCAGAAAACGGCAGCUGCAAUGCUUGCCCAACAGAUGCAGUUUAUGUUCCCAGGAACCCAGCUCCAGCCAAUGCCCACAUUUCCUGUAGGCCCUGCAUUAGGAACAAACACAGCUAUUAGUUUUGCCCCGUACCUUACACAGAUGACACCUGGAGUUGGAUUAGUUCCUACAGAAAUACUCCCCUCUACACAAAUGAUUGUCCCUGGAAGUCCGCCUGUAUCAGUCUCUGGCUCAACUGCUACUCAGAAACUUCUCAGGACAGAUAAAUUGGAGGUAUGCAGGGAGUUUCAGAGAGGAAACUGUGCAAGGGGAGAAACUGACUGCCGCUUUGCUCAUCCAGCAGACAGCACGAUGAUUGAUACAAAUGAUAAUACUGUAACCGUUUGUAUGGAUUACAUUAAGGGUCGCUGCAUGAGGGAGAAAUGCAAAUAUUUUCACCCUCCUGCACAUUUGCAGGCCAAAAUCAAAGCCGCACAGCAUCAAGCCAACCAGGCUGCGGUAGCAGCACAAGCAGCUGCUGCAGCUGCAACAGUAAUGACGCAGUCGACUGCCAAAGCAAUGAAGCGACCUCUCGAAGCAACUGUAGAUCUGGCGUUUCCACCUGGCGUCCUCCACUCAUUACCAAAGAGACAAGCUCUUGAAAAAAGCAAUGGUGCAAGUUCACUUUUUAACCCUAGUGUCUUGCACUAUCAACAGGCACUGGCCAGUGCACAGUUGCAGCAACCUGCAGCCUUUUUUCCAGCAGGGUCAGUUUUGUGCAUGACACCAGCUACCAGUAUUGUUCCCAUGAUGCACAGCGCUACGUCCGCCACUGUCUCUGCAGCAACAACUCCUGCAACAAGUGUCCCCUUCGCCGCAACAACCACAGCCAAUCAGAUCAUACUGAAAUAAUCAAGACUAUAACAGACCAUCAAGAAGAUUCACAGAAGCUAUCAAAGCAUCCAUACUGUACAUACUAUCCAACCUCCUCCUCUAUAGAGUUGCCACAAACUGCAUGCUAAAAAAAAAGAAAGGAUAUUCUCUUUAUGGUCAAACUACAAAACUCUUAAGAAGCUAGUGCUGCUAUAUUAUAAAUUGGUAAUAUAUAUGAUAUGCGUAAUAUAUUCCAACAUAAAAUAGUUAACUACCUGAUACCAGCUGUGAUGUUAGUGGAUAAUGUUUACUUUUUAAUAUUUUGUAUACCUGACUUCCACUCUACAAUAUUGUCUUAUCACCUGUUAUAGCUAUGGCAGAUAUAAUGGUUUCACAUCCCACUAAGAGCAUACAGUUGAAAUAUUGGAAAACAUGUAAUAUGUACUGGAAAUGAUUUUCCAAUGACUUAUAGAAAUAGAAGUUAGGUAGUGAAUAUUAACACUUUAGUAUUCCUUUUAAGCCAUUAAAAUAGGACAACACCAUUCCCCCUCUGCAAAGAAGACCAAGAAGUUAAAGCAUUCUGAAAUCUAACAAUAAAUAAGCUUAUGACAAAGCACAAAAGCUGAGAGCUAAGUCUCAUAUAAAGAAACGCUAUGUUGGAUUAGGUGGGAUUUUAAAAAUAGCAAAUAUAUAUAUAUAUAUUAAACAAGGAAACAUUUGCACAGUAUGACCGUCAUACAAAAAGGAAGUCUUGAAAACUUUUAUUCUGUACUUAUUUUAUUUUCUAACCAAGACUUUGCAAAAGUGCCUAAAUUUUGCCACAGUACAUCAGACGCAAAAACAAUGAGACUAAUGUCAACUCCGUCGGCCACCAAAGUUUCAUCGCUUUGUCAGGCCUGUGAACCCAGGAUAAGAAAAUAGCAUCAGAGGAGGAGUUUACUUAGAUUAUCGAAUGUACAAAAGAGUCUAUCAGUCACUCAUAACUCAACGGUGACUUUAAUCUAUAUUAUUAAAGAGUUUUAAGCGUAGUGAGAGUUUAUGUUGAACCCCUUUCGGUGAUCGAGAGACCUGUAGCACUUUGCAGAGCAAUGGAUUGUGGGUCCCUCCGCACUUAACCCCUCUUUUGCCAAAUGGAGAGCUGCACGUGGUUGUGCUAGAUACUUUGGAGGCAAAGAGUUUUAAAAUGGGUUCAUAGUGUUAUAUUUUUUUUAUAAUUGGAUUCUAGAGGGUUGUAACAGGAUUACAGCACAAGGAAAAAAAAAACAUUUUAUGUCUCAAAAGAUCUCAAAAGAGGAGUUUGCUUAAGAUUAAAUAUAGAAAAAAAAACUACUUUAUGGAUAGAACAGAUUUUGAUGUUUACUUUUACAGUAGGCCGUUAAUUUACAUGUUUAUGUUUGUACAUUUUAAUAUGUAAUUUAGUUAAAGAUCUUUAUUUCAAGCACUAUUGUACCAAAUAUUUCAUGUUUCUAUGUUGCACAUUUGUCACAUAAAGUAAGUUGUUGCUGAAUAAUGGUUAUGAUAUGAGAACAGCUGUUAUACAUGAAUAGUAUAUUAAAUGUUAGAAAUCUGUUAUUUUUUUUCUUGUAAAACAAUAUUAGUGAUUGCAGUAUUUUCAGAAAAUUAUGAGAGUUGAAUGUAAACUAUUUUUAACGUGAGCAGCCUGCUCCAAAGGAAGGCUAUGUAAAUCUAUAUAAUCGGUAAUCAGGAAAAAAAGAUAUUCUGCCUUUAUUUUUGUUUAUUUUGUAAUAUAUGUGAUAUGUUAUAUGUACACUCAUAUAUUGACACAACUGAUUACUCAACACAGUUUAAUCAAAGCUCACCUGAAAAGUUGUAUUUUACUACUUAUAUCUCUACCAGGAUAUAUUUAAUACAAAGCUCUCACCUUUUUAAAUCUAAAAUAUAUAAUGUAAUAGCCAAAUAAGAAUGUUUUUCUUUUUGUUUUAUAUAUUUUGGCUAUGUUUCCUUCAUGUGCACGUAGCUCUGUUGACUGGUAGUCAAUAAGCUGUAAGGUAUGUCAGGUUGACAUAGUUAUAGAAGUGAAUGCUUGUUAUAGAAAAUGUAAUCAUAUACAUAGAAAAAAAAAUAUUUUGAUUGUUUAUGUUAGAGAUUAUUUAAAAGGUGAUAGUAUGGAGUUUUUACCAACGCCUGAAUUGCAUGCGCCAUCACAAACAAUUGUUAUGAUGUCCCUCUUCUUUUAUUAUUUAGUAUUAUGAGGUAUGACCAUGAGUGCUCAGAUCUCAAAUGGAUGGACAGUUUUCCAGUUUUACUUUGACUCCCAUUUUCAUAUUUUAAAAUUUUCACCAUUUGGCAUAACUAUUUUUUGUAUUUGUUUUUUUUUUAUAAUAUCCUCUUAAGUAGCCUCAUUAUAAAGCAUCAGGCAGGUAGUAGAACAGGUUUUACAGUAAACUGUUAUACUGCUAAAUGGCAGGACAAAACACAGUCAUAAACAUUGAUGUAUAAAGGAAUAAAACUAUCAUGUCCUGCCAUGUUUUGCAUUGGAAAACUAAACCCUACAGCUCAGAAUAUGUGUGGUGGAUACCAUCUUGUUAUAGCCUUACACAGACAGUCCACCACAAACCUAUAAUAUUCAAACGCCAUACUGUACAUUUAUUAACCCCAUUUUGGGUUACAAAAAAAGGUAUUGCGCCCUAGAACCUUUUAAAAACUAAGAGGGUUAAUACAUGACAAAUACUAGGUGUUUGUAAACUGUAUAACAUAAAAACCGGACCGGCACCAAAAUCUCUGAAUGGACUUUGGUAUUGAUGUGCAUUUAGUUGAUUUACUACAUGCUCAAGCAAAAGAAGAACAUGACAACACUUUGGAUCUGCAGUGUCCUUCUUCAAGGUCAUCUCUUUGUAUGGGGAUGUAAAAUAUUGCAAAAAGUUUAAUAAAUUAUUUUGGUGCA
Messenger RNA from Spea bombifrons (plains spadefoot toad), 4309 nucleotides. It is a transcript of the gene MBNL2, whose product is annotated as muscleblind like splicing regulator 2. Gene Ontology annotation, molecular function: metal ion binding. Lineage: Eukaryota; Metazoa; Chordata; Amphibia; Anura; Pelobatidae. The transcript is spliced from 9 exons. Bases 286 to 1443 code for a protein of 385 amino acids. The record is from RefSeq and is a predicted model, not a curated record.